AUGUCAAGUAAUUAAAACUUAGAUAAGCAAAUAGCCUAACUUUACUAAUGUAAAUAUCUUUCAGAAUCCGAAGUUAAAUUCCUUUGUGAAAAAGCAAAAGAAAUACUUUCAUAAGAAUCAAAUGUUUAACCAGUUCGUGCACCAGUUACAAUAUGUGGAGAUAUACAUGGAUAAUUAUAUGAUCUAUUGGAAAUAUUUAAAAUAGGAGGUAAAUGUCCAGAAACAAAUUAUUUAUUUACUGGAGAUUAUGUUGAUAGAGGCUACAGUUCAAUUGAAUGCGUUACUCUUUUAUUUUUAUUAAAAGUAAGAUAUUCAGAUAGAAUAUUUUUGACGAGAGGAAAUCAUGAAAGUCGUACAACUACAUAAGUAUAUGGCUUUUAUGACGAAUCUGUAAGAAAAUAUGGAAAUGCUAAUGUUUGGAAAUAUUUUACUGAAGUUUUUGAUUAUUUACCUUUAACAAGUUUGGUUGAAGGGAAAAUUUUUUGCUUACAUGGUGGAUUAUCACCUUCUUUAGAUACACUAGAUAGUAUUAGAUAAUUAGAUAGAGUCUAAGAAAUACCUUAAGAAGGACCUAUGUGCGAUUUAUUAUGGUCUGAUCCAGAUAAUAUAAGCGGAUGGAGAAGAUCUCCAAGAGGAGCAGGAUUUAUAUUCGGAUAAGAAAUAUCAGAAUAAUUCAAUCAUAAUAAUAAUUUGAUUAAAAUUGCUAGAGCACAUUAAUUAGCUAUGGAAGGAUAUAUUGAAACACAUGAUAAAAAUUUAGUAACUAUUUUUUCAGCUCCUAAUUAUUGCUAUAGAUGUGGUAAUUUAGGAGGUAUAAUGGAAGUAGAUGAAAAUAUGAAAAUUUAAUUACUAUAAUUUGAUCAUUCUCCGGAAUAAGAAAUAGAUGUUAUUGAAAAAAAAAGAGUUCCAGAUUAUUUUUUAUGAAUAAAACAGAAGAAAAAUAUUAUUUUUUAAUUUAUAUUAAUUGUAAUUGAUUUAUUUAAUUUCAUUGUUGCAUUUUUUUAUAUUUCUUAAAUAAAAAAAAUUUAA
Molecule: messenger RNA, 1029 nt
Organism: Ichthyophthirius multifiliis
Lineage: Eukaryota; Ciliophora; Oligohymenophorea; Hymenostomatida
Product: protein phosphatase 2a catalytic subunit, putative
Exons: 6
Biological process (GO): peptidyl-serine dephosphorylation; mitotic cell cycle
Cellular component (GO): cytosol
Molecular function (GO): protein serine/threonine phosphatase activity
Source: RefSeq, a predicted model, not a curated record